CCUCGUACGCUUCUUUCCUACUCCUUAAGCACAACUUACCGCUUUUACUUUCCUUGAAGUUGCGCGCACUUGUAGUCUAAAUAUACUCGCUUCUACUUCUAUACGCACCUAUAUAUACUUCAUUUGUACACAUCAAUUAAUCCAAAUUCCCAAACUUUGUUCUAUAUAAGUGGACGUACAUACAUAUAACUCUUUCUCUUUUUACGAAACACUUUCUCUGGCCAUAACUAAAUUUAGAAGAGUUUAUUGUCCUCAAAUCUCUUCUUCUUCCUUUUUCUUCGCUCUUCAAUAAUCCUUGGUUAAUCAAAUCUUUCUAAUUAGAAAAAAACAACUUAAUUACUGAAAAAAACCUUGCAUCUUUAACUUUCCACAUUUUCAUGGCGACACUACUUGCAAGACGAGGCCGCCAUAGACAACUUUACGAGGAUAAUCGCCGGCUAGUUUCUGGAUGUAUUCCCUAUAAAGUAAGAAAAGGUUAUGAAGAGCAUAGCAUAGAAGAUCGAUUAGAAGUUUUAAUGGUAUCUACCCCGAAUCGUAGUGAUCUCGUCUUUCCAAAGGGAGGGUGGGAGAAUGAUGAAACCGUGCAUGAAGCUGCACGACGUGAAGCCUUUGAAGAAGCAGGAGUUAGAGGAAAUCUCAAUGAGAUACAAUUGGGUGUUUGGGAAUUCAGAAGCAAGAGCAGGCAAGCAGUAAGUAGCCUUGAAGGCGGAUGUAGGGGUUACAUGUUUGCUUUGGAGGUAACUGAGGAACUCGAUACUUGGCCCGAACAAGAAAACCAUGAUCGCAAAUGGCUGGACAUAAGAGAAGCAUUUCAUCUCUGUAGAUAUGAAUGGAUGAAAGACGCAUUACGAGCUUUUCUAAAACAGAUGGAUAACGAAAGGCAGCAGCAGCCGCCAUCCCAGCUACCGCCAAAGAUCAACAAUCAAGUGGUUGUGGAUUCAGGUGUAACUAUCGCUACAGCUAUCAUACCAGUGUCGGAUCGGCAAGUUGUUAAGGCUGCUCCUACAACUUGCUCUGUAACUUCCAAUGCAAUUAUUACAUUUGUAGCAGCACCGCCGUUUUUCCUCCUUUAAUUAGUGUCUCAUGAAGCAUGUAUUAAUGCUUCUUUUGUAGCUAGUUCCUUGGGGAGAUACCGAUAAUUGUUUAUAGAUAUCAAGGAAUUUAGAUUCAGAAAGAAGUCUGUAUUUCCUCUUGUUACAGAAUUUGCAUUAUGUGGAACAUAAAGUUAGCCUUCCUCUUCA
Molecule: messenger RNA, 1241 nt
Organism: Beta vulgaris subsp. vulgaris (sugar beet)
Lineage: Eukaryota; Viridiplantae; Streptophyta; Magnoliopsida; Caryophyllales; Amaranthaceae
Product: nudix hydrolase 12, mitochondrial
Exons: 5
Coding region: 378-1073 (231 amino acids)
Cellular component (GO): nucleus; cytoplasm
Molecular function (GO): pyrophosphatase activity
Source: RefSeq, a predicted model, not a curated record